CCUCUCACCUUGGCAGCCACGCUGAGAAAGGGCUCCAGGGUCCCCGCAGAAUGACAACUCUCGUCCCUGCAACCCUCUCCUUUCUUCUCCUCUGGACCCUGCCAGGGCAGGUCCUCCUCAGGGUGGCCUUGGCAAAAGAAGUUAAAUCUGGGACCAAGGGGUCCCAGCUCAUGUCCCCCUCUGAUUUCCUGGACAAGCUUAUGGGGCGAACAUCUGGAUAUGAUGCCAGGAUUCGGCCCAAUUUUAAAGGCCCACCCGUGAACGUGACCUGCAACAUCUUCAUCAACAGUUUCGGCUCUGUCACCGAGACUACCAUGGACUAUCGGGUGAAUGUCUUCUUGCGGCAGCAGUGGAAUGACCCACGUCUGGCCUACCGAGAAUAUCCUGACGAUUCACUGGACCUUGAUCCCUCCAUGCUGGACUCUAUCUGGAAGCCAGACCUGUUCUUUGCCAAUGAGAAAGGGGCCAACUUCCAUGAGGUGACCACAGACAACAAGUUACUACGCAUCUUCAAGAAUGGGAAUGUACUCUACAGCAUCAGGCUGACCCUCAUUUUGUCCUGCCCGAUGGACCUCAAGAACUUCCCCAUGGACAUUCAGACCUGCGCGAUGCAGCUGGAGAGCUUUGGCUACACCAUGAAUGACCUUGUGUUUGAGUGGCUGGAAGAUGCUCCUGCUGUCCAAGUGGCUGAGGGGCUGACUCUGCCCCAGUUUAUCUUGCGAGAUGAGAAGGAUCUAGGCUAUUGUACCAAGCACUACAACACAGGGAAAUUCACCUGCAUCGAGGUAAAGUUUCACCUGGAACGGCAGAUGGGCUACUAUCUGAUUCAGAUGUACAUCCCCAGCCUACUCAUUGUCAUCUUGUCCUGGGUCUCCUUCUGGAUCAACAUGGAUGCUGCCCCUGCCCGUGUGGGCCUAGGCAUCACCACCGUGCUCACCAUGACAACUCAGAGCUCUGGCUCCCGGGCCUCUUUGCCUAAGGUGUCCUACGUGAAGGCAAUUGACAUCUGGAUGGCGGUGUGCCUGCUCUUCGUAUUCGCUGCCCUGCUGGAGUACGCUGCUGUCAAUUUUGUCUCCCGUCAGCAUAAGGAAUUCAUGCGACUUCGAAGAAGGCAGAGGCGCCAACGCAUGGAGGAAGAUAUCAUCCAAGAAAGUCGCGUCUAUUUCCGUGGCUAUGGCCUGGGUCACUGCCUGCAGGCAAGGGAUGGAGGUCCAAUGGAAGGGUCUGGCAUUUAUAGCCCCCAACCUUCAGCCCCUCUUCUAAGGGAGGGAGAAACCAUGCAAAAACUCUACGUGGACCAAGCCAAGAGGAUUGACACCAUCUCCCGGGCUGUCUUCCCUUUCACUUUCCUCAUCUUCAACAUCUUUUACUGGGUUGUCUAUAAAGUGCUACGGUCAGAAGACAUCCACCAGGCACUGUGAAUAGGGUGGAGGCUAGAGAGUCCAGCUGUUGGCUUCCUUCCUUUUGGGUGGGCUUUCCCCCUCCACUAGAUUCC
This is a messenger RNA of Diceros bicornis minor, 1495 nucleotides long. RefSeq names its product glycine receptor subunit alpha-4. Gene Ontology annotation, biological process: chemical synaptic transmission; nervous system process; chloride transmembrane transport. Gene Ontology annotation, molecular function: transmitter-gated monoatomic ion channel activity; glycine binding; transmembrane signaling receptor activity. Lineage: Eukaryota; Metazoa; Chordata; Mammalia; Perissodactyla; Rhinocerotidae. The coding region runs from base 51 to 1421 and encodes 456 amino acids. The transcript has 9 exons. The record is from RefSeq and is a predicted model, not a curated record. Gene Ontology annotation, cellular component: neuron projection; plasma membrane; synapse.